AUUUGUCAGUUUUCUAUCUGUUGUAUCGUCGAUCUAUUCAGACGAUUUAUAGCCUGUGUGUGGCCUGCACAAGGGUAGUUUGAGGGGCUUAGAAACGACAAACAACAAACGCCCAUUCACAAGCAACAUUCUCUCAAUCGUGUGCCAACAUUGAAAAGUCGAUUGCCAACGCCAACGUUAAAUAGCUGACUUUUUGUCCAUAUUUGCAAACUUUGCUGCUUUAUCGGCUCCAUACACAAAUUUAUAGUGUUCAGUUGUUGCUGGUAGUUGAAUUGUUAAAAGAACAUUUCGACUCUGAGUUAGUAACUUGCGCUAGUUCAGUGCUACAAUCUACAUUCACGUCUAGUAGAGAAUAAUCAAUUAUUUUUUAUUUGUGUUGUGCCUGCAACGCAGUGAAAAAGUAUCCAAACUGUUGAAUUUGCCGCAGUUAUACUUGCAAACCUCAUCGUCAUCAUCUCAUAGUGCACGGAGUAGCAACAUGCCAGUACACGAAUUUAGAGUGGAAAUGACGUGUUCAGGAUGUGCGAACACCGUUGAGCGCGUUUUAAACAAGUUGGGCGCGGAAAAAGUGGAGAAAAUUAGCAUUGAUCUCGACUCAAAAACGGUGCUGGUGACAUCGAAUCUGACAUCCGAUGAGUUACUGGAAACCAUCAAGAAGACUGGCAAAUCGACACAAUAUGUCGGAGUAAAAGAAUGAAAUGAACUUUUUUGUAAGUUUCGCAAAAUUGCCAAAUUAAAACUGGAAGUUUAAUGGCAAAUAUACAAUGAUUGUGGCAGACGCAAUAAAUGUCAGCGGUCAAUGGCCAAUUAUUUUAUGAAAAAUUUUAAACGAUCCACAAUGUUAUUACGGAAUAAAAUUUCAGGAAGAAUAGCUAAAUAUGUAAAUUAAAUUGUAAUUAAAAAUAAAAUACAACUUUUGAAAUUAUAGAAAGAACAAAGUAAAACCAAAUACAUGUAGGACAUUUUAAAAGCCGCUCUCGUUAAAGAAGCUCGUAUUUAAUUAACGAUUUCUAGUUACAUUUAAUAUAAAUUACAAAUUUUCAAUAUACAAAAACAAAAAAAAAAAAUUAAAAUUGCACAUGAGAAUGUAUUUAAAAUGAAAUUAAGAUAAUUACAAAGGAUAAAGUCGAUUUACAGGAAAAUCUAUAUGAAAUAAAUAUAUUUACUGUCAAUUUUGAAAAAUAAUGUUAACAAAUUGUUUAUAACAAAAGUCUAUUUAAAUUUCUCUAAUUAAAAUUAGUAAGGACUUAGAUGAUUCGAGAAACCCAUAAGAGAUUAAUUGCCAUAUGGGCUAGAUAUUUCUAAUUUUAAAGUGUUGCUUAAUUAGAAAAUUAUCGAAAUAUGUAUGCCAAACAAAUAUAUAUAAACUUUUGCAUAAAAUAUGCGUUCAAUAUAUUACAAAGUGUUAACGUAAGAUCUUUAAAAUAUAUCAAAAUGCACACCUUA
Messenger RNA from Anastrepha ludens (Mexican fruit fly), 1446 nucleotides. It is a transcript of the gene Atox1, whose product is annotated as copper transport protein ATOX1. Gene Ontology annotation, biological process: copper ion transport. The coding region runs from base 479 to 697 and encodes 72 amino acids. The transcript is spliced from 3 exons. The record is from RefSeq and is a predicted model, not a curated record. Lineage: Eukaryota; Metazoa; Arthropoda; Insecta; Diptera; Tephritidae. Gene Ontology annotation, cellular component: cytosol. Gene Ontology annotation, molecular function: copper chaperone activity; metal ion binding.